This is a messenger RNA of Zasmidium cellare ATCC 36951, 1536 nucleotides long. RefSeq lists its product as uncharacterized. Gene Ontology annotation, biological process: intracellular monoatomic cation homeostasis; protein phosphorylation; intracellular signal transduction. NCBI's taxonomy places the organism in Eukaryota, Fungi, Ascomycota, Dothideomycetes, Mycosphaerellales, Mycosphaerellaceae. Gene Ontology annotation, molecular function: protein serine/threonine kinase activity; ATP binding. The record is from RefSeq and is a predicted model, not a curated record. The transcript has 2 exons. The coding region runs from base 1 to 1536 and encodes 511 amino acids.
AUGGCCGUGUCUCCGGGUGCAUCGCCCGAGCCCACCGCAUCAUCCUCAGCCUCGCUGGCAUCAUCUAAGCAGGCUGACCCUGUCCUACCGCCACCUUCCGUCCCUCUUGACCAACAAAUACCCAACGGCCAACCCAACGGCCACAAGCCUGAGCGCCCCGCAGGUCCGCAAAAGAAACCUACCUUUACCUCGCGGCUCAGUCGCAUGUUCUCGCAGAAGGACUCGAACGCCGAAGCUAGAGAAGCCACGAAGCGAGAGACCGCCGACAAGGUCCCAGAGACCGCUGUCGAAGAGGCCGACGAAGGCUCAUCGACCAAGUCACGCCCCGAAAAGCCGACGCGACAAGCAUCGAAGACCGAGAAGAUGGGUGCUGUGACUCGAAGCGGUUCAGAUUCUAAGAAGGACAAACGCGAAGAGACUGCGCCGUCCCAGAGGCGCUUUUGGUUCGAAGAAGAUGGCGAACAUUACCACUUCCUGAAGGGCGCAAAGCGACAGGACAAGCUGUCAGACAUGUUACGAGAGAUGCUGGGUGGUAAGAAGAAAGAUAACGUUGGCGAACAACCCUUGUCGCUCAUGUCUGAUUGGGUAGAUCAAGUGAAGAGAGAGAAAGCACAUGCGGCCGAGGCAAAGGAGAAGAAGAACGGUCCUAACAACACCGCAUCGUUGGUUCAGAAGUACGGCAAGUGCCAUGAAAUUGUCGGUCGCGGCGCAUUUGGCAUUGUCAGGAUUGCACACAAGUCGGAUCCGGACUCGAAGGCCGAACAACUCUACGCCGUCAAAGAGUUCAGACGAAGACCACAGGAAGACGCGAAGAAGUACAGCAAACGGCUCAACUCGGAGUUCUGCAUUUCCUCGUCGCUACGACAUCCAAAUGUCAUCCAUACACUAGAUCUGCUGGAGGACGCAAAGGGCGAUUACUGCGAGGUCAUGGAGUUCUGCGCCGGUGGCGAUCUGUACUCGCUGGUCCUCGCGAACGGCAAACUCGAAGUUGCCGAGGCUGAUUGCUACUUUGCUCAGCUCAUGCGUGGUGUCGAAUACAUCCACGAAAUGGGUGUAGCACAUCGGGACUUGAAGCCUGAGAACCUCCUCCUUACUACCCACGGCGCCUUGAAGAUCACCGACUUUGGCAACGGCGAGUGCUUCCGCAUGGCUUGGGAGACUGAACCACACAUGACGGCCGGCCUCUGCGGAAGUGCGCCGUACAUUGCGCCUGAAGAGUACACUGACAAAGAGUUCGAUCCUCGCGCGGUUGACGUCUGGGCUUGCGGUGUCAUCUACAUGGCUAUGCGCACCGGUCGACACCUGUGGCGCGUGGCGAAACGGGACGAGGAUGAAUUCUACGAAAACUACAUCCGUGGCAGGAAGAGCGAUGAAGGUUACGGACCCAUUGAGACCCUCCACAGAGCUCGCUGCAGGAACGUCAUCUACAGCAUCCUAGAUCCGAACGCAUCACGCCGCAUAUCUGCCCAUCAAGUUCUCAACUCGGAAUGGGGCAAGGGCAUAAAACUUUGCAAGGCGGGCGAACAGGGCCUAUGA